Cygnus atratus (black swan) is the source of this 2333-nucleotide messenger RNA. RefSeq names its product actin filament associated protein 1 like 2 (gene AFAP1L2). Lineage: Eukaryota; Metazoa; Chordata; Aves; Anseriformes; Anatidae. The coding region runs from base 24 to 2333 and encodes 769 amino acids. Gene Ontology annotation, molecular function: SH2 domain binding; SH3 domain binding. Gene Ontology annotation, biological process: positive regulation of interleukin-8 production; regulation of interleukin-6 production; positive regulation of epidermal growth factor receptor signaling pathway. The record is from RefSeq and is a predicted model, not a curated record. Gene Ontology annotation, cellular component: cytosol. The transcript is spliced from 17 exons.
GUGGCGAUGAAGAAUAUAUUUACAUGAACAAAGUGACUGUCAACAAACAGCAGGGAGACCAGGAGAACCAAGACAAAGCACUGGAUGGGAGAGCCUCCUUGACCAAUGGAGACUUGGGACUACAUUCAUCCCCUCCUCAGAAGAGCCUGCCGGAGCUGCCCCCUCCAAAGGUAGGUAUUCCCGACACAAAACAACCUUUGGUCCCCAAGAUCGAAUCCCCGGAAGGAUACUAUGAAGAGGCCGAUGUCUCUCUAAAUGAAGAUGGUGAAGCCGUCAGUAGCUCCUAUGAAUCUUACGAUGAAGAAGAGAGCAGCAAAGGCAAGUCAGCAACCCACCAGUGGCCAUCCACAGAGGCCACCAUCGAGCUGAUGAAGGACGCCCGUAUCUGUGCAUUCCUAUGGAGGAAGAAGUGGCUGGGACAGUGGGCGAAACAGCUGUGUGUCAUCAAGGACACCAGGCUGCUGUGCUACAAGAGCUCCAAAGACCACAACCCUCAGCUGGAUGUGAAUUUGCUGGGUUGCACUGUCAUUCACAAGGAAAAGCAAGUGAGGAAGAAAGAGCACAAGCUGAAGAUCAUCCCCAUGAACGCUGAUGUCAUCGUGCUGGGGCUGCAGAGUAAAGACCAGGCAGAGCAGUGGCUCAGGGUAAUCCAGGAGACCAGCGGUCUGCAGUGCGAAGGAGGCAGUGAAGGCAACCAGUACAUCCCAGAUUCGCAGCGCCUCACUUACCCGAAGGUGGAGCUCUCCGAGAGGUACUCUGCAGCCUCAGAGAGUGGGAGCAGCACAGACGGGCAUGCAGAGACGGCUGAGACAAAAGAUGUUAAGAAGAAAGGGACAACUGGCCUAAUACUAAGCAACCUGAUGAACCUUGGGAGGAAAAAAUCCAGCUCCAUGGAUAGCCCAGAGAGAUCCCUGGAGACCUCAAGUUACCUGAAUGUGCUUGUGAACAGCCAGUGGAAGUCUCGCUGGUGUCAGAUAAAAGAUGGUCACCUCCAUUUCUACCAGGACAAGAACCGAAGCAAACUGGCUCAGCAGCCCCUAAGUUUGGCGGGUUGUGAAAUUGUCCCAGACCCAAGCCCUGAUCAUCUCUAUUCCUUCCGCAUCCUGCACAACGGGGAAGAACGGGUCAUUCUGGAGGCGAAGUCCUCGGAGGAAAUGGGCCACUGGCUGGGCCUCCUCUUAUCAGAGUCAGGCUCAAAAACAGACCCGGAGGAAUUUACCUAUGACUACGUGGAUGCUGACAGAGUCUCCUGCAUCGUGAGCGCUGCGAAGAACUCCUUCUUCCUAAUGCAGAGGAAAUACUCCGAGCCCAACGCAUACAUCGACAACCUGCCCAAGGGGAGGAUGCCGCAGGAGGAGCUCUACGACGACGUGGACCUGCCGGACAUGCCCGAGGGAGAAGUACCCAAGAGCAACAGCAAACUGGAGGGGGACCAAGACAGGGUGUACCUGGAUCUCACCCCGGUGAAGUCCUUCCUGCACUGCGCUGGCAAGAAGUCGUGCCAGACUUCACCCCUGAGCUCGCCGUCUCUAGAGAGGCCUGGCACCAAGGCUGCCACCGACAGCGUGGAUGAGACAACCCCGGUGGCUAAGGACGCUGAGCCCUGUGGAACGGUGAUGGAGACCUCAGAGCAGAAACAGCCAGAGAAGCUGGAGCCCGAAGAGCUGCCGCCCCAGACGCCCCCCGUCAAAACCCAGGCGCAGCAGCAGAACGUCGCCUUCCCGCAGACAGCCCCCGAGCUGCCCGCGGGGUCGGCAGCGGUGGUGGGCAGCCCCCAGCUGGCACCCGCACACCGGCCCAAGCUGCCCCUGCCAGUGGCAGCAGUGGAGACCAAGCUGGGCAAGAACAGGACAGAGGCCGAGGUGAAGCGGUUUACGGAGGAGAAGGAACGGCUGGAGAAGGAGAAGGAGGAAAUCCGAGCUCAGCUCACCCAGCUGCGCAAGGAGAGGCGGGAGCUGAAGGAGAUGCUUGUGGGAUGCACAGACAAGAGCCUGGAGCAGAAGCUGAAGGAGAUAGAAGAAGAGUGCAAGAAAAAGGAGAGCCGAAGGGUGGAUGUGGAGCUGAACCUGGUGGAGGUGAAGGAGAACCUGAAGAAGGCAGAGUCCGGCCCCGUGACGCUGGGCACCACGGUGGACACCACGCACCUGGAGAACGCAGCACCCCGGGUAGGUGGGGGCGCCCCAGUGCGCGCGGUGGCUCCAGGAAACAGCGCGGAGAGCUCACCAGUCAACUCAGCUACGGCUUUGAAAAACAGGCCUUUGUCCGUCAUGGUGACAGGGAAGGGGACAGUCCUACAGAAAGCUAAGGAAUGGGAGAAGAAGGGCGCUAGUUAG